Fusarium keratoplasticum is the source of this 2100-nucleotide messenger RNA. RefSeq names its product Zn(2)-C6 fungal-type domain-containing protein. The record is from RefSeq and is a predicted model, not a curated record. Lineage: Eukaryota; Fungi; Ascomycota; Sordariomycetes; Hypocreales; Nectriaceae. The transcript is spliced from 2 exons. Bases 1 to 2100 code for a protein of 699 amino acids. Gene Ontology annotation, biological process: regulation of DNA-templated transcription; DNA-templated transcription. Gene Ontology annotation, molecular function: DNA-binding transcription factor activity, RNA polymerase II-specific; zinc ion binding; DNA binding.
AUGGGGGAACCAUCAACGAAGCGGCGCAAAGUCCGUAAAGGAACACGCAGCUGCUGGGAAUGCCGUAGACGCAAGAUCAAGUGCCAAUUCAACAGCGACGAAGAUGCAAUCUGCGUGGGCUGUCUUCAGCGCGAGACGACAUGCAUCUCGCAGGAGUACGUCCAGGAGCCUGCAGCUCCCACACAGGACAAGCGUCUCGCACAGCGCCUCGGACGACUCGAGAUGUUGAUGGAGAAGCUUGUCGACAAUUCAGUCCCUGAGCCUUCACCAGCCCGAAGAGUGCACAUCCCUUCACCCUCCGAUUCGGAUGAACCGUCCACCUUUCGCCGCUUCACGCAGCAAGCGGCUGAUGUGUUUGACUCUUCAGUCGUGGACAAUGCCCAGCACAUGACAUCUUCAUUAAACCAUUCCGAUACACCUCUAACAUCCCUCCCCGAUUCAACCCCCAUAGUCCCCCCAAUCCGCUUCCCAUCCCGCCUCGCAAAAGCAAAUCACAUCUCCCCCCAACUACACGCCCUCUUCCCACCCCAAAGAACCCUGUACGCCAUCUCCCAGCAGAGUCCCGGCGCACGCUUCGUCCUCGCAGCCUUUUACUCCCAAAAAGAUCAAAUCGACGGAAAACCAGAACCUCUUUCAUCUCUAGCCCAGAUCCCAGAUAUCACCAGCCAUCCCGCCAUCUUGGCCAAGCGGCUCCUCCAGCUGGCAGUCUGUCUCCAACAGAUGCCCGCCUUCUUCGACGGGAGCACCCUAGGUCUCAAAAAGUCCAUGGCCGAGACCAUGGAGGAAUGGGUCUCGGUAACAUCCAGGCUCGUCACAUCAGACGACGACUUUGUAGGAUGCCUCGAAGGUCUAGAGUGCCUCAUCAUCCAGAGCUUCUACCAAAGCGACGCGGGGCAACUGCGCAAGGCAUGGAUGACAUGUCGUCGCGCCCUCAAUAUGGCCCAGCUCAUGGGUAUUGAUCGCCGAUCUGCAAAGUCGAUCCGCUCCUGCGAUCCAUCCUUUGACCCUAGACGACGUCCAUCUCCAGCUGUAAUCUGGUUCCGCAUUAACUGCAACGACCGGUAUCUGUCUCUCAUCCUCGGCCUCCCCAUUGGAUCCCGCGACAACUGGUUUGCUUCAGACGAAGGUAUCCAAUCCGAUGCACCUAGCGACAGGCUCGGAAAGGUAUACGCCGUCAUCUCCGGCAAAAUCGCCGACAGAAACGAGAUGACGGGCAGCGAAGCAUACGCCCUAACGCAGUCAAUCGACCUGGAACUUGAGAAAGCCUUCAAGAUGAUGGACGUCCUAUGGUGGAAACUCCCGGAUAUGGCCAUAUGCUGCAACUCAUCCGACACAUCCGGCGACAACAUGUCAGUCGUCAAGCUCCAGAUCCGUCACUACUCACUCCUCAUCCUGCUCCACCUCCCAUACCUUCUCCGGGACCGUGGCCAGAGACGAUAUGAAUACAACCGCGCCACCUGCAUGCAGGCAAGUCGCGAUGUAUUGGCCCGCUUCCUCGAGUACCGGACUUGUUUCACAACAGCCAUCGCCGGUCGACACGUUGAUUACUCUGCCUUAGUAGCCGCCAUGACACUCCUCCUCGGCUAUCUUGGCUGGCGAUGGCCCGGGUACGAAGCCCAGCGAGCUCAAGAUCGAGAAUUGGCCGAAAAGGCGCAGGACAAGAUGAACGAGAUGGGAGCCAUGAACAACGACAGACUCUGUAUCGAAGCAGCCGAAACAAUUCGCCAGCUUCUCCCCAUCGUUCAAAGAUCUACAAACGGAGAAGAGAGAAACGUCCAUCUCAACAUCCCCUUCUUAGGAACAGUAAACAUCAACCCGGGCCCAUCACCUCCGCCAUCCACAGGCAUGAUGCCAACACCCACGGGCAACACAGAAGGAGGCCUAUCCUCGGAAAUCCCCUUCUCUUUCUCCCUCAACGAGCCUUCGUUCACACCACAGGCACCCGAGAUCAACGACAUUUCCACAACCUGUCCUCUGGAGAAUGCAACCCCCGAUUGUGUAACUGCCGAAUGGCCAUGCUUCACAGCCGACCCAGAGGAUUGGGCUCUACAGGGAGUAGACACGACGUAUUGGUCCAUGUUGAAUAGCAGCAUAACAUGA